This is a messenger RNA of Labeo rohita (rohu), 2783 nucleotides long. It is a transcript of the gene prr35, whose product is annotated as proline rich 35. The transcript has 4 exons. The record is from RefSeq and is a predicted model, not a curated record. Bases 361 to 2388 code for a protein of 675 amino acids. Lineage: Eukaryota; Metazoa; Chordata; Actinopteri; Cypriniformes; Cyprinidae.
CGCAUGCAUCGCUCUCCCCUCAUAAAACACCCGAACGCACAUCACCGGCCGCCUCUGGAACGGAACAUGACACAGACGCGCAGCAGAUCCUUCAUCAAGAGUCAAAUUCAGAAAACGUCAUGCAUCACGAUCCAACUCAUUCUGCUGAGCUACUGUGGAGCUGAAAUCUGAUGGCUGCUUUCCUACAUGAUCCCAGUCCUGAGCAAAUACAAGUUUUCAACUUUACAAACACAAUUCAUCAAACAAACGCACACUCAAAGCAAACCUGCCCUCAAACACGCACAUAACUACAAGCGCACAAGCUCCUUAGACAUCCAGCUUUGAGAAAAACCCAUUUUGUGACCAUUUUUGUAUCACACCAUGUCGAAGGACGACUGUAAGAUGGGCUGUAAACACAAGGAACGCAAGCCCAAAAAGCCGCACUACAUCCCACGGCCAUGGGGCAAACCCUACAACUACAAAUGCUUCCAGUGUCCGUUCACAUGCAUGGAGAAAUCACACCUGUACAACCACAUGAAGUACAGCCUGUGCAAGAACUCCCUGUCGCUGCUUAUCGAGUCUGACUGGCCGUAUAAAAAAGACCAGCUCCGGCUCCAGCAGGGCGGCGUUCGCUCACGUAGCCCAGCUAAGGUUCACUCAGAGCGGGUCGCGAUGUCGGACGAGCCCUCACAUUCGGCGGCGAGUAUGGAGGACGGUGAGAAAGCAGAAUCCGAAAGGGAAGCGGAGAAAGACGAAGAGGUGGUGGAGACAAACACAUCAAGCGUUAUGAGUCCCGAAUCUGCAGAAACGUGUUCAAGAGGAAGCAAGCGAUCAAAGCAAGAAGCCGAACUUGUGAUGGCUGAUGUGUUCUCGCUCGAAGAGCAACUUUUGCGAGCACGUUCGGUUGAGGUUGAGUCAAAACUGAGACACUAUAGGUUGUCCAAAACAUGUUUGUCUGGACCGGCGGCAUUGCUUUCAGAGCAAUGGCGCAUUUUGAGCAAUCAAACAUCUGGUGCGAAGCCCAAAUCGGAUCCGGUGGCAUCUUCUCUGCCUUGUUAUCCUCCACCGGCGUCAACGGGUCAAAUCGAAUGCCCUGAAACACCAGGUUUCAAUCUGUCUUUGCUCGGCGUUGGAUACCCGUUGGCUCCCGGACUCCUUUCGUACCUAAAUCCAGCACUUAGCUUACCUGCAAGUACGGCGACCACUACCACACCGCUGCCGUUCCUGGCAUCAACCCAUGCGCAAAGACACUCGGAGCGUCCUUUACUUCCUCCUCACCUGUAUUAUCCUUUCCUCUGCGAGCACACCUUCGGAGCGACACCUUCCUCUACGUCCUCUGAGACUGGAAAGCUCAUCAAACCACCAACCGUAGGCCUGCCGGCCCCUUCGUACCCUUCCAAGCUCAACCUGUGGAAGGUCCCGGCCCUGCGGCCCACAUCCUCACCCGCGGCCUGGGUGUCGCCCACCUGUUCCUCUCCAGAACCAAGCCAAGGUGUAAAGGAGAGGAUACGGUCGAGGGAAGGGAAGGCCGGCUGGCCGCAGGAUGGUUCCUUUAUCAGAGAGCAAGGUCUGAAGAGGACAGCGGCGUCCUUGGACUCCCAUGGUGCACCUGGAGAGAAGAAACCGGCGCUUGAGUUUGCUCUCGACUCUCUGAAAAAUGCUCACAAAUCUACAUCCAUUGCCUCCCUGAUGUCCGGCAGGCUGCCUGUUCACAACAGCCCCCGCAGUGACGUCUCGUCCCCGCCGCAUAUGUCUGAUCAGCUGGAGGCGAGACAGAGAGGAAUGGAGAGAGACACCGACCCGGCAGCUGCGCUCCUGCAGGACUUCAGCACGUUACUGCAGGAGUACCAGAACACGGAGCAGCGUGCCGCCUCGCUGCCGGAGCAGUGCCACCUGUGGGCGCACCUGGGAAAGAUCCGGUCUGAGUUGUCGCACAUUCAACAGGCGCUGGAGCGCACGGCUCGCUCCAAUGAAGGGCCGCUCGAUCUAUCCGUCAAGAAAGACCCGGCAGGAAUGACAAACGACACUCUAGGAGAAACAAAAGACACAGGAGAUGAAAACUGCUCUGAGACGGAAGACGACGACGAGGAAGAGGAGGAUGGGAAAUACAACAGAGAUGAGGUGGAACGAGGAAGCGGUGUUAAAGAAAGGCAGAAGUGCUCUCUGGAGGUGCUGAUGAAGCUGAAUCCGUCCCAGGUGCCCAUGGUGAAGACAGAGGUGCUGUCCGACGCCGGGCUGGCGAUUCGGCCCGGGACGGCUGAAGCUCUGUGGCACAGCAGAACCACCAAGUGUGAAGCUGAUUCAAGUGUCCUUCUCUGCUCUAAAACACCCAACAGACCGUCGUCCAUUCAACAUCUGGACACGCUGUGUCCAACCAGCCCGUUAACAACCACCGACACGAUGGUGUAGCAAACAUGGACAAGAACCUACAUCAUUCACACCACCAGAUAAAUGUUUGGACACACUUGACUGAAUUUACGUUUCUUUUUUUGAAAUGAACACUUGUACUCAGCAAGGACGCAUUAAAUUGAUCAAAAAUGACAUACAAAUGACAUCCAGAAAAUAAAAAAGUAUCACCGUUUCUGUAAAAUUAUUAAGCAGGAGGAGUGUUUUCAAAAUCUAUGAUUAUCAGAAAUGUUUCUUGAGCGGCAAAACAGCUUAUCAAAAUGAUGUGACACUGAAGACUGGAGUAAUGAUCCUGAAAAUUCAGCUUUGCAUCACAGACAUAAAUUACAUCUUACAAUAUAUUACAAAACAGACCAGUUAUUUGAAAUACUAAAAAUAUUUCACAAUUUAAUUUUUUA